ACCAUAUUUGCAAUCUUGUUCUGGUUGAUAAUUAUAUAUAUUCCUAUAACCUUGGCUCUAUCAAUAAUCAUGGAGAACAUUACAAAGGAUGAUGUAUCCUCAAACAGCAUCAAUUCAGAUCAGCCAUACAGAACUUGGUACCACUUUCAGCCCCCAAAAAAUUGGAUGAAUGAUCCUAAUGGACCAUUGUACUACAAAGGAGUUUACCAUUUCUUCUACCAAUAUAACCCUGAUGGAGCAACCUUUGGUAAAACAAUGAUAUGGGCUCAUUCUGUAUCCAAAGAUCUCAUAAACUGGACUCAUCUCAAUGAUGCUAUAACUCCAUCUUUUGCUGGUGACAUCAACAGUUGCUUCUCAGGCUCAGCCACUAUACUUCCAGGUGAUAUACCUGCUAUGUUGUACACUGGAAUCGACGAAAAAAGACAUCAAGUUCAAAACUUAGCUAUGCCAAAAGAUCCAACUGACCCUUACUUAAGGGAAUGGGAAAAACACCCUCAAAAUCCCUUGAUGACAGCACCUAGUGAAGUCGAAGAGCGUGAAUUCCGAGACCCUUCAACUGCAUGGAAAGGAAAAGAUGGAAAAUGGAGGGUGAUAAUUGGUGCUCAAAAUGGUGAUGAAGGAAAAGUUAUUCUUGGCAAAAGUGAUGAUUUUGUUACUUGGACAGUUGAUCCUAAUCCUUUUCUUGCAACACAAGGUACUGGUGUUAUUGAAUGUCCAGAUUUUUUUCCUGUGUAUAUCAAUAGCGAAAAUGGGGUUGAUACAUCUAUGGAAAAUUCGAGUGUUAGACAUGUCUUGAAGAUAAGCUAUCAAUGGACGCAUAUCGAUUACUAUUUAAUUGGAAAAUAUGUAUCUGAUUCUGAUCAGGAUAAGUUUAUUCCCGAUGAAAAAUAUAGCGGAACAUGGAAUGACUUGAGGUUUGACUAUGGUAAAUUUUUUGCUUCAAAGUCAUUUUUUGAUUAUGCUAAGAACAGGAGAAUAAUAUGGGCAUGGGUGGAAGAAACUGAGUCUAGACAAGAUGAUAUUGAAAAAGGAUGGGCUGGACUACAGGCAAUUCCAAGGAAGUUUUGGCUUGAUAAAAGUGGGAAGAGAUUAAUACAGUGGCCAAUUGAAGAGGUAGAAAAUCUAAGAGACAAACAAAUCAGUAUUGCAGGAAAGAAACUUGAGGGUGGAUCAACUCUUGAAGUCUUAGGCAUCACUGCAUCACAGGUUGAUGUGGAAGUCUUGUUUGAGCUACCUGAUCUACACAGUGCUGAGUUACUAGAUCCAAGUGAAGUUGAUCCCAAAGUACUCUCUAGUGAAGAUUAUGCAUCAAGAAAGGGCGUGAUAGGGCCAUUUGGUUUGCAAGCUUUAGCAUCAAAAGACCUGACAGAGAAGACUACAAUAUCAUUCAGAAUAUUUAGAGUCGUCGAUCGAUAUAUAUGCUUAAUGUGUAGUGAUACGAGCAGGUCUUCAUUGAGAGAGGGCCUUGGCAAAACAAUAUAUGCAACUAUAUUUGACAUUGAUCCCAAUCUCAAAACAAUUUCACUUAGAAGCUUGAUUGAUAGGUCCAUUAUUGAGAGUUUUGGAGAUGGAGGGAAAGCUUGCAUAACAAGUAGAGUUUAUCCCUUGUUGGCUAUAGAUAAAGAUGCUCAUCUUUAUGUAUUCAAUGAUGGAAGCCAAAGUGUGGUUAUCUCACAACUUAAUGCUUGGAGCAUGAAGAAGGCUGAAUUUGGAGUGGAAAGCCUAAUAUAGCAACAAUAACAAAAAAAGAAUUUGGAAAACCAUGCAACAUUGUUUACUUAAUUUGUAUCUGGUGUGUGAUUGAAAUAAUUUGUGAUGUUAUUAUUUUUUUGGUCAAAGAAAUAAUUUUAGUGCGUCAAUUUAAAAACUUCCAUUGGUAUAUCAUGGCUCUUAGUGUUGGAGCAAGUUAUUUAAGAUGAUGUAAUUUAAUUGGGUAUGAAAAAUAACUUGUUAGAAAAUUCAAGAUUAAAAAUGAUCCGGCAUUUUACAAUGAGGCUUCUACUUCUAUUCCUUGUGAUAAUGGUUUUGAGGCGUUAGAGGUUUUGAAUGACCAUCUAACAGCCUUAAGCAGCAACCUAUGAUUGUAUCCUGGAACGUUCGAGGGCUAAAUAAGAUUGGCAAGUUCAGGGAGAUUAGCUC
Vicia villosa (hairy vetch) is the source of this 2139-nucleotide messenger RNA. Its product is annotated as beta-fructofuranosidase, insoluble isoenzyme CWINV1-like. The record is from RefSeq and is a predicted model, not a curated record. Gene Ontology annotation, biological process: carbohydrate metabolic process. The coding region runs from base 70 to 1731 and encodes 553 amino acids. Gene Ontology annotation, molecular function: hydrolase activity, hydrolyzing O-glycosyl compounds. Lineage: Eukaryota; Viridiplantae; Streptophyta; Magnoliopsida; Fabales; Fabaceae. The transcript has 7 exons.